GCUGCGCCUCCACUUUCCACGCGAGGACGUUCGCACAAGCCUGUAUGAAAGAGACGGAGCUUUGUGCCCUAAACUAAAAAAAAAAACACCCGAACCCGACUCAUGCAUUAAAACAACGAAUUGUCUGUGAGAGGCCAGUAGAGGACCGUCUGUCUAGAGAAGGAUGAUGGAGUUCCCGCAGCAGCCUCAGCAGCAAAGACCGGCGGGGGACGUAAAGAUCAUCUACCCACUGGGUGUCAAAGAGAUCACUGAUAAAAUCAGCAAUGAUGAAGUCGUCAAACGACUCAAGCUGGUGGUCAAGACAUAUAUGGACAUGGAUCAAGACUCAGAGGAGGAAAAGCAGCAGUACUUAGCUUUGGCUCUUCACUUGGCCUCUGAGUUUUUCCUGCGAAACCCCAACAAGGAUGUACGGUUACUUGUGGCCUGCUGUCUUGCUGACAUCUUCAGGAUUUAUGCUCCAGAGGCCCCAUACACCUCACAUGACAAGCUCAAGGAAAUUUUUCUCUUCAUUACGCGGCAGUUGAAGGGAUUAGAGGAUACCAAGAGCCCUCAGUUCAACAGAUAUUUUUACUUACUAGAGAACCUGGCAUGGGUGAAGUCCUACAACAUCUGUUUUGAAUUGGAGGACUGUAAUGAGAUCUUCAUCCAGCUCUUCAAAACCCUCUUUUCUGUCAUCAAUAACAGCCAUAAUCAGAAGGUGCAGAUGCACAUGUUGGACCUGAUGAGUUCCAUCAUCAUGGAGGGAGAUGGAGUGACGCAGGAGCUGCUGGACACAAUCCUCAUCAACCUCAUCCCUGCUCACAAAAACUUGAAUAAGCAGGCAUAUGACCUGGCCAAGACUCUUCUGAAGAGAACGGUUCAGACCAUCGAAACCUGCAUUGCCUCAUUCUUUAAUCAGGUGUUGGUGAUGGGAAAGUCCUCCGUGAGUGAUCUGUCUGAGCAUGUAUUUGACCUCAUUCAGGAGCUCUUUGCAAUCGACCCUCUGCUCCUUGUCUCUGUGAUGCCACAACUUGAGUUCAAAUUGAAGAGUAAUGAUGGAGAGGAGAGGUUGGCUGUGGUGAAACUGUUGGCUAAACUCUUUGGAGCAAAAGACUCUGAACUGGCCACUCAGAAUCGCCCACUCUGGCAGUGCUUUCUGGGAAGAUUCAAUGACAUCCAUGUUCCUGUGAGACUGGAGUGUGUAAAGUUUGCUAGCCACUGCCUGAUGAACCACCCAGACCUUGCCAAGGAUCUUACUGAUUUUCUGAAGGUGAGAUCACAUGACCCAGAGGAGGCAAUCAGGCAUGAUGUCAUUGUGACCAUCAUCAACGCAGGGAAGAAAGAUCUGAACCUGGUGAAUGAUCAACUGUUGGGGUUUGUCAGAGAGAGGAUGUUGGACAAGAGGUGGCGUGUCCGUAAAGAAGCAAUGAUGGGGUUGGCUCAGCUUUAUAAGAAGUACUGUCUGCACCAUGAGGCCGGGAAGGAGUCCGCAUUGAAAAUCAGCUGGAUCAAAGACAAGCUCUUACACAUCUACUACCAGAACAGCAUAGAUGACAAGUUGCUGGUGGAAAAGAUCUUUGCACAGUACAUGGUUCCUCACAGUCUGGAGACUGAGGAGAAGAUGAAGUGUCUGUACUACCUUUAUGCCUGCCUGGACACUAACGCAGUCAAAGCACUGAAUGAAAUGUGGAAGUGUCAGAAUAUGCUGAGAGGGCUUGUUCGAGAACUGCUGGACUUACACAAAUUGCCUACAUCUGAAGCAAACACCACAGCCAUGUUUGGAAAACUUAUGACCAUCGCUAAGAAUCUCCCAGAUCCAGGUAAAGCUCAGGAUUUUAUGAAGAAGUUUAAUCAGGUUCUGGGUGAAGAUGAGAAACUCCGUCUUCAGCUUGAGCAGCUCAUCAGCCCUACCUGCUCAUGUAAACAGGCUGAACAGUGUGUGAGGGAAAUCACACGGAAGCUGACAUUCCCCAAGCAGCCCACAAACCCAUUCCUGGAGAUGGUGAAAUUUCUGCUGGAGAGAAUCGCACCGGUGCACAUCGACUCUGAGGCUAUCAGCGCCCUGGUUAAGCUGUUAAAUAAGUCAAUUGAGGGCACUGCUGAUGAUGAAGAUGAGGGAGUAACUCCUGAUACUGCCAUUCGUGCUGGACUUGAGCUACUCAAGAUUUUGUCAUUUACUCACCCCACUGCGUUCCACUCAGCUGAGACAUACGAGUCUUUGCUGCAGUGUCUGAGGAUGGAGGACGAUAAAGUGGCAGAAGCAGCAAUACAGAUCUUCAGAAACACAGGACAAAAGAUUGAGACAGAACUGCCACAGAUUCGCUCGACUCUAAUUCCCAUACUACAUCAGAAGGCAAAACGAGGCACCCCCCACCAGGCCAAACAGGCGGUCCACUGCAUCCAUGUCAUCUUUCACAACAAAGAGGUCCAGUUAGCUCAAAUAUUUGAGCCGUUGUCUCGCAGUCUGAAUGCAGACGUGCCUGAACAGCUCAUCACUCCGCUUGUCUCUCUUGGACACAUUUCUAUGCUGGCCCCGGAUCAGUUUGCAUCACCCAUGAAGUCAAUCGUAGCCAAUUUUAUUGUGAAGGACCUUCUGAUGAAUGACAGAUCUGUGGGAAACAAAAAUGGGCGGCUCUGGACAGCUGACGAUGAGGUUUCUCCUGAAGUGCUGGCUAAGGUGCAAGCCAUUAAGUUGUUGGUCCGCUGGUUGCUGGGAAUGAAGAAUAAUCUGUCCAAAUCAGCUAACUCUACUCUCAGACUCCUCUCAGCCAUGCUGGUCAGCGAGGGAGACCUUACAGAGCAGAAAAAGAUCAGCAAGUCUGACAUGUCUCGACUGAGGCUUGCAGCGGGGAGCGCCAUCAUGAAACUGGCACAAGAGCCCUGUUACCAUGACAUCAUCACUCCAGAACAGUUCCAGCUCUGUGGACUCGUCAUUAAUGAUGAGUGUUAUCAGGUGCGCCAGAUCUUUGCUCAGAAGUUGCAUGUUGCUCUGGUGAAGCUGUUGUUGCCACUGGAGUACAUGGCUGUGUUUGCAUUGUGCGCUAAAGACCCAGUGAAAGAGCGCCGUGCUCAUGCCCGACAGUGCCUGCUCAAGAACAUCAGUGUCCGCAGAGAGUACAUCAAACAGAACCCCAUGGCCCAUGAAAAGCUGCUGUCUCUCCUGCCAGAAUAUGUGGUGCCAUACAUGAUCCAUCUUCUAGCUCAUGAUCCAGACCUUACCAAACCACAGGAUUUGGAGCAGCUCAGAGACGUCAAAGAGUGCUUGUGGUUCAUGCUGGAGGUGUUGAUGACAAAGAAUGAGAAUAACAGUCACUCAUUCCUGAGGAAGAUGGUAGAGAACAUCAAACAAACAAAAGAUGCUCAGGCCCCAGAUGACCCAAAGGCAAAUGAGAAACUUUACAUUUUGUGUGAUGUGGCGUUAUUCGUGAUCGCGAACAAGAGCACUUCAUGUCAUCUGGACUCCCCAAAAGAUCCUGUGCUGCCUAGCAAGUUCUUUACCCCACCUGAUAAGGAUUUUAUCAAUGAUAAGGAAUAUUUGUCACCAGAAGCCAAAAUAGUUCUGCAGACAGGAAAAAUCCAGCAACCACCAAAGCAGACAGGCGUGCUGGGGGCAGUGAACAAACCUUUAACGGUAACAGCUCGCCGACCGUACAUUAAAACCCCCACCUCUGACACAGUAAGCAACGCAAGCACCAACUCUCAACCCAGCUCACCUGCAACAAAUAAGAGCAGGGAUGUGAGUUCUGAGGCCUCAGAAACGGGGGCGAGGGAGAAUGAAGAGAACCCUGUUAUCACAAAAGCAGGAGUUAUAAAGAAGGAGGAGACCGCUCAGCCCAGUGGGAAGAAGCGUGCUGCUCCUGCGAGUGACGGCACAGAGAACAGCGUGUCUUCAAACCCCUCAGCAGGGUCACAGCCCCCUGCCAAUAAACCACGACGCGGUCGACCCCCUAAAAAUGCUGCGGGCGUUGCCAUGCCAGAUAAAGAGGCUGGAGCUACGACAGGAGGAGGGGCCGGACGGGGCCGGAAGAGAGCAGCACCUGCCCAGGAUCCUGCCACCGCAGCCUCAGCUGAUUCAAUCAGUGGCAAGACACCAAAACAGCAGAAAGAAGCAGAACCGAAAAGAGCAGCGCCACAGAGACAGAUUGACCUGCAAAGGUAAAGCGUCGGUGUGUGAAGACAAGGACGGUCAGGCAGUAAAGGAUUGAGUGACCCAAUGAAGAGACGCAUCCACUUAAUACAUCAAACGCUCUUCACAAAUCUGAACUGUCAUUACCCCACACCUCAAAACGAAUGAGGAAUGAAUUCUUUAGAUUCAGAUGUUCAAACUUAUAUGUAGAAACACAGACCUGUUUCUCUUCAUUCGUUUUAUUCUUUUUUUGUUUUGUUGAAAUUGUUCGCGUUGCUCUUUGCUUCUCUGUCCGGAGCCAUUUUUAAAAACAAACAUUUGAAAGAAAGAAAAAAAAAAAGUUUUAAUCUGCUCUAAGGAUGCUUAUUAAAUACCUGGAAAGUUUUUUUUACUGUUUAAUCUCCCUCUCCUCUUUUAAUCCUCUAUUAAAUCCAAAUACUGUCCUCAAAUUUCUUUGAUUGCAAGGAUUUAUUGAGGCUCAUGUUUUGUAUUCAGUUAGUUUAACUCUAUAAAUUUAAAGUGCAAAGACUACAAGACUGUAUGAUUAAUAAUGCUGCUAUUUAUUCUGUUGGGUGUACGAGCAUGAAUUCCUCAUACUGUUGCAAGGGGCACCUUGUCGUUGCUACAUUGAGUUUGUUAAAAAUCAAUACUAAAUAUUUAGAAACAUGUUCAAAAUUCAGUGUUCAAAUUGUUUCAAACCUUUAAAUAGAAAAAGCUGUUCAGUUUCAUUUUUCCCCACGUUCAUAUCAAUUCCCAAGCUAUUUUUAACAUUUAAAUUCAUUAAAUGAUAUAUGCAUUUCAAACACGAGUCCACUUAAAUUUGACAACCUACUGAUGUAGAUGUCCUUACAGGUGUAGAGCAGAGAUUCACAGAUAACACUUUAAAAAAAAAAAUCUUUUAUUUUUUUUUAUUUUUUAUUUAUUCAAAAGAAUGACAGUUUCACAAUAAAUAACCAUGCUUGUACGGCUCGAGUAGGUUUUUUUUCUGUCGUGUUUUGUAAAGAAGCUUAAAGUGACUAAAGCCAGAGCCCGUGACCUGCAUUUCUCCUUUGACAGAAGUUUUUGUCCUUUAAUUCACUUCUUCGUGCAAUAUUGAACAAGGUGAUCACUACAGGAAGACAGUCUUUUUGUUUUUGGUUUCAUUUUUGAUUUUCAUACAAAAUAUAAAUCCAGCCAUCGAUGGUGCAUUCUAGAGAUGAACAGUACUUUAUCCCCUCUCCCCCCCCACCCAAAAAAACUCGUCUGUAUGUACAUGAGAAAGGAGGUGUAUGAAAGCAGCUAGCUGUGAAAGUGGGGGCAUUUUGAAAACAGAUGUUAUGUGGGAUGCUAGCAAAUUGAAGUAGAGCACAUAGCAAAGGGAGAAAAGAAACGUUUAACAAUUCAUCCCUGCAAGAAAAGAACAGAACACUAGGUAAAAACAGGUUCACAAAGCAUUGUGUGGCAGUACUCGCUCUUGGCCCGUUUGCUUUGAAGCAUCUUUGUUGACUAGAAAACUCUAGCUGUUUGAUUCAUGCUUGCAACAUCAGUUAAGUGCAAAAUAUGAAAUUAUAUCUGCAGCUUGUGAGUGGAAAUCAGAAUACAAUUUUGGUAUGAUAAGAAACGCACCCCACCUCACUCUCAGAAACCCUUUUAAACCUCCACAUCAACAUACUUUGAUGCCAUACUGAAUGUCUCACCCUACUGACUGUUCUACAAAAAAGCCAAUCAUUUUAAGAAAAACUCUUAUGUCUUCACUUUCUCAUCUCUACAUGUACAAAAUGUUUACACUUAAAUGCAAGUUGUUUCAUACAAUACAUUCUUCAAAAAAGAAAAAAAAAAACGAGGCAACUCAAGGUAUAUCUGUCCGUUAUCAAGUUGCAAACCCCACAGCUGCCUUGAAAACAAAAAGAAAGGGUUUGUGACCACCAAUCCUGCAUCGUCCCCCUUUUCAAAAAGAGGGAAAAUGAAAGAGGGCAAUCUUCCUUUAAUUAAAAAGAAAAAUAACACUUCACCCAGCAAGUCUGAAACUGUGUCUGCACUCACAUAACACCAUGUCAUCUGGCCAUAUCAACUACUACACAGACAGAUUAGUGCAAAGAAAAGCCAAAAGAAACAUUAAAAGAAUCAAAUGAGCAAAUAAAAUCACACAUUUGUUCAUUGUAAGAGAGCGUCAAAUAGAAGGGGUAUUAAUAAUCUCAAGAUUUUAGUUUUUAUAUGCUAAAUAUCCCAUUCUAAUAGGCAUAUCCCAAAACAUUUUUUUAUGGUGUACAGAUUGCAAAAAAAAAAUAACAUUCCUGCUAUUUUGCCUUUUAAAUGUACACAACCUUAAAUAUACUAAUUUACAUGUACUAACAUUGUCUCACAGAUGCAAGUGGGUGUUUCUUUUAGCAUGAAAUGACGGGGAUAGAGGCUUUGUCUUUUUUGGGUUUCUUUAAAAGGGAAGUGGCAGCCUAAAUUUAAGAGGAAAAAUGAUUGUAGCAAGGCAAAAACUGGGAGUGAAAAUGUUGGGAAGAAAGGGAUGUGAACAUUUGCUAAGAGAGACAGAAGAUGACUCCGAGGUCUCGCUGUCUCUUACCCAAACAUUCAGUCUGAACACAACCCA
This is a messenger RNA of Sinocyclocheilus rhinocerous, 6686 nucleotides long. RefSeq names its product PDS5 cohesin associated factor A (gene pds5a). The record is from RefSeq and is a predicted model, not a curated record. Gene Ontology annotation, biological process: DNA repair; mitotic sister chromatid cohesion. Lineage: Eukaryota; Metazoa; Chordata; Actinopteri; Cypriniformes; Cyprinidae. The coding region runs from base 164 to 4138 and encodes 1324 amino acids. The transcript is spliced from 33 exons. Gene Ontology annotation, cellular component: chromatin; nucleus.